AUGUAUAAACGAUUUUCUUUUAGAUUUCCAACAUCCGAACGUCUUAAUCGACAUUCAAAAUUACACAAUCCGGAGAAACUUUUCGUCUGUGAUCAAUGCGGUAAAACAUUCCCCGAUUUAAGCCGUUUAAAAUUGCACAAUCGACACGAACAUUUCAAUGAGCCGCGUCCCGAGAGAGUACCACAGCAGUGUGUCUACUGUGGCAAAUGGUAUUCGUCGGCCUCGUCGAUAUACAAACAUUUGCGGAAUAUUCACAGCAACAAUGAUGUUGAACAUCGCUGUCACAUUUGUGGCUUUGUUUCGACCACUGCGACCGCGCUGAAGAAACACAUACAGUUCAAUCAUGAAAUGAUACGUAAAUACAAGUGCAGUGUUUGUGAGAAGGCCUUUAAAAGGCCGCAGGAUUUAAAGGAACAUAUGGCCACUCAUACAGGUGAAGCAUUAUAUUCCUGUGCCACCUGCGGUACCACAUUCAAAUCCAAGGCAAAUAUGUUUCAUCAUCGUAAACGUUUUCAUAAAUCUGAAUGGGCCUUGGAUUGUACAAAAACAACCUCUACCGCUAAGAUAAUAAAAAUAAAAAUUCCUGAUUUAGAGACAGCGUCAUCAGAGCCGCCGCCGCCAGUGCCACCACAAUCACAAUUAUCAACAACAACACCAAUACAACAAUUGUCAACGCCAUCAUCAUCAUCAGAGUUAUCUACACCAUUAACACAAACACAAACCAUACAGCAACCAUAUCCCACAUCGAAACGUUUGAGUUCCCACAUGCAUAUACACAAUCCGGAAAAUCACGCCAUCUGUGAACAGUGCGGCAAAUCGUUUCCAAGCAAAAAUCGUUUAAAAUAUCACAUGCGUUUCGAACAUUUAAAUGAAAUGCGACCGAAAAAAAUUCCCGAACAAUGUGGCUAUUGUGACAAAUGGUAUGCCAGUAAAUGUUCGCUGUACGAACAUAUCAAAAAUAUGCACACCGAUACGGGAGCGGAACAUCGUUGUCAGGUGUGUGGUUUUGUUUCGACCACCUCUAAAGCCCUCAAGAAGCACAUACUGUUCAAUCAUGAUGCAUCGGUACGCAAACACAAAUGCAAUUUAUGUGACAAAGCCUUUAAACGGCCGCUAGAUAUAAAGGAACACAUGGCCACGCAUACAGGUGAACCACUGUACACUUGUGUCAAUUGUGGCACCACAUUUAAGUCCAAGGCAAAUAUGUUUCAUCAUCGUAGACGUUUCCACAGGGCUGAAUAUCCCUCCGAAAAAAGUCUAAAUAUACAUCGGGAAUUGCACAAUCCCACAGAUACAGCCGUUUGUGAGCAAUGCGGUAAACUUUUACUUACCCGAAAUGCCCUGGCCAUGCACAUGAAGGCGGUGCAUAUGCCCAAGGCGCCAAGAACUAAACAACAGUGUAAAUACUGCCAAGCUUGGUUAGCCUCCAAGUCGGGACUGCGUACACAUAUCUUGAAUAUGCAUGUCCAUGCCGAUGUGGAGCAUCGCUGUGAUAUUUGUGGUUUUGUUUCGUCUUCUCGUGAGGCGAAAAAACGGCACAUCCAAUUCAAACAUAAUCCCGAAAAAAGGCACAAGUGUUCGGUGUGUGAUAAAUCGUUUAAGGUGGCCAUACUUUUGAGAGAACACAUGGCCACCCAUACCGGUGUUGAUCUGUACAAAUGUUUGUAUUGUGAUGCCACAUUUAAAUCGAAGUCGAAUCGUUCGACCCAUUCGAAACGUGUACAUCCCAUAGAAUAUGAAAAUGCCAUAAUAAGGCGUCCCAAACCGUGUAGUAUAACUAAUUUUGAAACAACAUCAUUCUCAUGUGAAAAAUUAUUAGCUAAACAUCAAAAAGAUCAUCCGGCCAAAGAGUUCAUUUGUGAAACAUGUGGCAAAGUUACACCCACACUGGCCGUACUCAAACGGCAUGUACGGAAGGUACAUGAUCCGAAAGUACCAGCCCAAUGCACCUAUUGCGGUAAAUGGUAUGUAACGCGUUCGCUAAUGUUACGGCAUGUCCUGAACAUGCAUACGACAGCCGAUAGUGAACAUCGCUGUGAUAUUUGUGGUUUUGUAUCAUCGACACGUUCGGCCACAAGACAGCACAAACGUUUCAAACACAAUCCCGAAAAGAGACAUAAAUGUACGAUGUGUGAGAAGGCAUUUAAAACGCCGACGCUACUGAAAGAGCAUUUGGCCACACACACCGGCAUCGAUUUAUACAAGUGUGCCUAUUGUGAGGCUACAUUUAAAUCCAAGUCAAAUCGUUCAACACAUUAUAGACGCCACCAUCCGGUUGAAUAUAAUGCCAAUAUGAUACGUAGACCAAAGCCAACAGCUAUACCAAAACAUGACCUGCAAGCUCCAGCAACAAAUACGGCAGAUAUGAUGACAUCCAGCUCCAAUUAUGAUACAACAUCUAUGCAACCUCCACCCACAAAUAUGACCGAUCAAACAUCGUCUGGACUGGUAUUCUCAUGUGAAAAUGAAUUCGCUGAACAUCAAAAAGAACAUUCUGACGUUGCGAAAAAAGAAUUCAUUUGUGAAAUAUGCGGUCGUAUUUUGCCAAAACGUAAAGCCCUGUCGAUGCACCUGUACAAAGUGCACCGUGAGAAAGUACCAGAACAAUGCAAAUAUUGUGGCAAAUGGUAUGUGACACGUCAGAAUUUGUCGACUCACAUCUACAAUAUGCACACAGCGGCAGAUGCUGAACAUCGUUGUGAUAUUUGUGGCGCCAGUGCAUCAUCGCCAUCGGCCCUCUAUCAGCAUAAACGUUUCAAACACGAUCCACAAAGAAAACACAAAUGUGCUGCAUGUGGCAGGGCAUAUAAAACCAGAAAUCAAUUGGAAGAACAUUUAUCAACACAUACCGGCAUCGAUUUAUACAAGUGUGCAUAUUGUGAAUCGACAUUUAAAUUUCAAGCGAAUCGUAGUAUGCAUUAUAGGCGUAUGCAUCCCGAAGAAUAUGCCAAAAUGAAACAAAGAUCAAAGCCCACACCGAUAACAGACUAUGAGCGAAUUGCAGAUAUUACCGAAAUGCUCGAUGAGUCUGCUAAUGAUUUAGAUGGCUCUGCUAGUGAUUUGAACAAUUUAGAAGUAAUAAUACUAUCCCCGGAAGAUUUUCAACAAACAAUAGAUCUGACAUUCACAAAUGAAGAACUACUAAUAAAACAUCAAAGAUCACUACAUACCAAGGAGUACAUUUGUGAAACAUGUGGCAAAGUAUUUUCGGCCCAGGCCAUACUUCGACGGCAUGUACGUAAGGUACAUGAACCGAAAAUACCGGCCCAGUGUAUGUAUUGCCAGAAAUGGUAUGUUUCACGGCCGCACAUGCUAAUGCAUGUCAUAAAUAUGCAUACAACAGCGGGUGCUGAACAUCGUUGUGAUAUUUGUGGCCAUAAAUCCUCAACACGUUCCGCCCUAGAUCAGCAUAAACGUUUCAAACACGACCCUGAAAAGCGACAUGUAUGUGCGAUGUGUGAUAAGGCAUUUAAAACACCGACUCAAUUGAAACAACACACUGCAACCCAUACCGGUAUUGAUUUGUAUCAGUGUGCCUUUUGUCCGACUACUUUUAAAUACAAUUCAAAUCGUUUUACACACUAUAAGCGAAUGCAUCCUUUGGAAUAUUCUAAAAUGGAAAAGCGGCCAAAACCUACUGCUAUUGAAGAAUAUCAUAUAGAAGUGCUUGAAGAUUUUGAUGAAGAUGACAUUUCUCAGCUGUGA
Messenger RNA from Musca vetustissima, 3705 nucleotides. Its product is annotated as zinc finger protein 850-like. The record is from RefSeq and is a predicted model, not a curated record. Gene Ontology annotation, biological process: regulation of transcription by RNA polymerase II. The transcript has 12 exons. Gene Ontology annotation, molecular function: DNA-binding transcription factor activity, RNA polymerase II-specific; RNA polymerase II transcription regulatory region sequence-specific DNA binding. Gene Ontology annotation, cellular component: nucleus. NCBI's taxonomy places the organism in Eukaryota, Metazoa, Arthropoda, Insecta, Diptera, Muscidae. Bases 1 to 3705 code for a protein of 1234 amino acids.